This is a messenger RNA of Hevea brasiliensis (rubber tree), 1041 nucleotides long. RefSeq lists its product as uncharacterized. Gene Ontology annotation, biological process: nucleoside triphosphate catabolic process. The coding region runs from base 228 to 626 and encodes 132 amino acids. Gene Ontology annotation, molecular function: nucleoside triphosphate diphosphatase activity. The transcript is spliced from 2 exons. The record is from RefSeq and is a predicted model, not a curated record. Lineage: Eukaryota; Viridiplantae; Streptophyta; Magnoliopsida; Malpighiales; Euphorbiaceae.
AUUCCUUUCCAUACCGGAAACAAAUCAAUUCUCUUCCAAAGCAAUCUGUUGUCUUCUGGUCUCUCUCUCUCUUUCUCUCUCUCUCUCUCAACAUGCUCUUGAAUAUAUGCACAGCCCUCUUCGUAACCAGACUGAGUCUCUUAUCUUUCUCUUUUGUUUAGUUUUUUUUCUUUAACAUAAUCUUGAUUUGUCAUAUCUUUUCUCUUCUUUUAUCCGAAAACGUAAGGAUGACUGGUGUAUCAGAUGGAGAAAGUGUCUCUCUCGAUCUUCUCAAGAAGAAAAUGGCUGAGUUUGCUCAGGAAAGAGACUGGGAUCGCUUUCAUAGCCCCAGAAAUCUACUUUUGGCUCUGGUGGGUGAAGUUGGAGAACUAUCAGAGAUAUUUCAGUGGAAAGGAGAAGUGCCAAAGGGACUCCCUGAUUGGAAAGAAGAAGAGAAACUGCACCUUGGGGAAGAGCUCUCUGAUGUUCUGCUGUAUCUUGUCAGGCUUUCUGAUAUAUGUGGAAUUGACUUAGGCAAAGCUGCCCUGAGAAAAGUAGAACUGAAUGCCAUCAAGUACCCAGUAAGCAUGUGCAAAGGGUCUUCCAAGAAAUACAACAGCAAUAGUAAUAAUAGCACUCAUAACUGAGAAUAGACCAGUUGACUGUAUUUUUUGGCCUGCUGCCCUGAAACACAACUACAGCUUCAAGACUUUUUGGGCCAUUUUGUCGAGUUUGUGCCUUGUUUGUUUGGGAAAUGGACAAGUGUUUUAGGUAAUUAGUAGGGUUUUUGAUGGGUAUGGUUGUUUGGGGGUGGUGGUGGUGGUUGGUUUAGCAUAGAAGUGGCAAACUAGCAAUUAGCAAGCAAGUGUAGGAGUGAGUAGACUGCAUGGAGGCUAGUAUGGGUGGCUUUAUUUUUGGCAUUUAUUCUUGCAGAUUUUUUAUUUGCUGUUUUAGCUUUGAGUCAAAUCCCUCUUGACAGAUAAGGUAGUGAAACAUAUACAUAUAUUUGUGAGAAUUAUGAGCAAAUAGACUAAAACAAAUAAAUAAAUAAAUUUUAUGCCA